Messenger RNA from Carassius carassius (crucian carp), 3163 nucleotides. RefSeq names its product potassium channel subfamily K member 13-like. Gene Ontology annotation, cellular component: membrane. Gene Ontology annotation, biological process: stabilization of membrane potential; potassium ion transmembrane transport. The record is from RefSeq and is a predicted model, not a curated record. Gene Ontology annotation, molecular function: potassium ion leak channel activity. Bases 247 to 1485 code for a protein of 412 amino acids. The transcript is spliced from 2 exons. NCBI's taxonomy places the organism in Eukaryota, Metazoa, Chordata, Actinopteri, Cypriniformes, Cyprinidae.
UGCAUCACAUGAGAUGAGCUGAACUACUAGAUCCACCCACAAUCUAAUCUAUCAGGAGUUCAGCUGGCACUAAAUCGAUUCUCAAAGGAUGGUAUGAGCAUCUCUUAUCAUCAUUUCUCAUAUGCAGUGCAUCUGGUGUACAUGCAGCCAAAGAAUAAUGGAAGUUUCUUACAGAUGCUUUCCCACCACCGUUAAAUGUAAGAUGUGGAUACUUUAUUACCAGUCCUGUCCAGCAGUAGUCACAUAAUGGCAUGUAGAGGCGCGUGCUGCUGUGGCUGUGGUCCUGUGAAUGAAGAUAAUGCGAGGUUCAUUAUGUUGCUGCUCCUCAUCAUCCUCUAUCUCCUGUGCGGAGCCGCGGUCUUUUCAGCCCUGGAGCAUCCCAAGGAGAGACAGGCGAAGGAAAAGUGGGCUCAGAGGUUUGAACUUUUCAGCCAAAAGUACAACCUCAACAGAAGUGAUCUGGAGAGGUUCUUGAGACAUUAUGAAGAGGCGAACAUCGCAGGAAUACGGGUGGACACCCUCAGACCGCGCUGGGAUUUUACUGGAGCCUUUUACUUUGUCGGUACUGUCGUGUCCACCAUCGGGUUUGGAAUGACCACACCAGCCACAGUCGGUGGCAAAAUCUUCCUGAUCUUUUAUGGCCUCAUUGGCUGUGCAGCCACUAUUUUAUUUUUUAAUCUGUUUUUGGAGAGAAUGAUAACAGUCUUGGCUUUUGUCCUCAAAUCCUGCCAUGAAAUCCAACGGCGACGCAAAGGAGUUUUACCUCACGACAGCAGACAAGACUCAAGCAAUGCAAGGCUAAAAAGUAAAGACAGUCUUGCGGGAUGGAAGCCCUCAGUGUACUGUGUGAUGUUGAUCCUUUGUGUGGCAGCAAUAAUCAUUUCUUGUUGUGCUUCGGCCAUGUACUCCUCGAUCGAGGGAUGGGAAUACUUAGACUCACUCUACUUCUGCUUUGUGGCAUUUAGCACCAUUGGUUUCGGGGAUAUGGUCAGCAGCCAGAGGGCCAGUUACGAGAACCAAACAGUCUACAGAAUAGCCAAUUUCUUCUUUAUUUUAAUGGGCGUUUGCUGCAUUUACUCGCUAUUCAACGUCAUCUCCAUUGUUAUCAAGCAGGUGCUCAAUUGGCUCCUGAAAAGGCUCAAGAUCCCAUGCCUUCACUGCCCUGGGAGGUCUCUCCGGCCCCGUAGGAAUGCAGUCAUGCCAGCCCAUGUCCGAACACGUGUUCGCAACAUAUCCAUAGACACGGAUGCAGUGAACGACAGUGAGACGGAUGGACGCAGGAUGUCCGGAGAAAUGAUCUCCAUGAGAGACUUCCUGGUGGCUAAUAAGGUCAACUUGGCAAUCAUGCAGAAACAACUCUCUGAGACUGCCAACGGCCAUCCCAGGCCAUGCGGGUCAACAAAUAGACACAAUGGAUUUUCUGGUGGGGUCGGAGCCCUGGGCAUAAUGAAUAAUAGACUUGCAGAAACCAGUGUGGACAGAUAAAUAUAACCUUUCCAAAUAAAAUAACACAAUGGCUUUAUGAAAAGCCAGAAUGCACUGCCCAAAGUUUAGCAACUAUUAAUUUUAUAAUACAGAUGUAGGCUCGUACAUACAGUCUGUUAUGUGAGUUGAAUGCUGUAUAGUUGAAAUAUCCAUUGCUGGUUUAAAGGUAAAGAGAAUGGAACUCAGGUCUGUUUCUAAGAUUGAUGUGCUGGGGGACACUUUGCUGCACAGAGUUUUGACUCAAACUCUCUCAUGAUUGCAGGGUUUUUUUAUUUUAUUUAUUUUUUCUCAAGGAUGUUGCAAUCAGCUAGAGCACUUUGUAUGACAAAAAAAUAAAAAAUAAGCACAGACGCUAUGCUGGUAGAUCUACAGUGGGGUCCAAAGUCUGAGACCAGUAGUCUGAAUGUAUAUUCUUUUUAUAACUAAAUGUACAUGUUAUACUAUAAGCAUUAUAAUUAUUACUAUAAUAACUGCAUGAAAUUUAAACUGGAAAAAUUAACACGAUUUUCAUAAUUGUUGAAAUUUCAUAACUAUUAAUUGAUAAUAGUGUAAUAGUACUUUGCUUGUCCCUCAUGGUUUUAAUUACUGCAGCACUUGGAUCAGAUGAUCCAAAGAGCAUCUUAGACCUUCUGUAGAGUCACAUCAUCAAUGUUACAAAUUAACUUAUUUGAUCAGUGACCUAGUAGUUCUGAAUCUUAAGUAUUAAAUAAGUUAAAUAUCAUAUAUACACUAAAAAUAAAAAGUUUGUUUAAAAAGAAUAAUCAUUCAGCAAAGAUGCACUAAAUGUACAGUAAAAACAUUUAUAAACUUGCAAAAUAUUUCUAUUUCAGAUAAAUGCUGUUAUUUUGAACUUCAAUUCAUCAAGAAUCUGUAAAAGGUUUAUCAUGAUUUCCACAAAAAUUUUAAGAGUGCAACUGUCUGUAACAUUGAUAAUAACUAUUUCUUGAGUUGCAACUUUACAUUCUAACUGAAACAAAAUUUUACAUUACAGUUUUUACUGAUUUUUUAAAUCAAAUAAAUGCACCCUUAAGCACAAGUGACUUGCUUAACAAGCUUUUGAAUAUGCAUGAAUGUGGUCUGAGAUUUUCAUUGUGGUGUGAGACUUUGGACUUCUGUCAGCUUCUGAGCAUUUCUUUUAAGGUUCUGCUGAAGAAUCUAAGUGAUAAAGUGAUGCAAAUUACAUUCAUCUGCCAGUAACUUGCUGUCCUUUUCACUGUGCAGGUAUGUAGAUAUGGGCAUGAGGCAUAAGGUGUGACGGUUAUGAGAGCCAAACAGCUCAAAUGCCAUCUGUUUCAUGCAUGACAUUAUACUGCAGAUACUUCAUAGUGUUCUAGUAGCUUUAUAGAAUUCAUAAGUCAACACACUGAUUGAAUUGCUUAUCAGGUAUUCCAGAUUAUACAAACAGAAGCGCACAGAACAAAACAAACCAUGUCGUCCAGAACGGUUCAUGAAAUAUGUGCAAUGCCAAAAUGGGUAUGAUGCAGGACAUCAGAUCAUUUUCUCCAGCACUUUGUAUCUUGAGCUCUGAAAUCUGCUUAUUUUAUUUUGAGAUGAAUGCUUGUACCUAUGUAGAAGAUGUAAUGCAUGUUGAAUUAAUAAAAUAUGCUUUGCCAGAUUUGCUGGUAAAUCUUGUAAAUGUCAAAAUGGGUGUGUGAAUGUGUGAUGAGAAUUAUCAUUU